AUGGCUACAGUCUUCAUUCUGGCACGCCCAACCCCUUCUCUUUACUUUACAAAAUAUCUCCAGGUGUUUCAUUGCCCUGCAAUGCAAAGUCCAUUGCUUAAAGGUUGGAACUCUGGGUUGAACAUAAAGCAGAAGGAGAUGUUCAAGCCCUUUACUUCAAUAACUCCAAUAGAGUGGAGGAGGAGAUCUUUGAUCUGUGCAGUCAAUCAAGAUGCUGAGAAAGCUUUCAAAAAGACUGUAGAAGUUGACAGACUCAUCUAUAUGCCGAGGGAGGCAAAUCCGAAUGAACUUCAGAAACUAGUUUUUGAAAACAUCCUUGCUUUCAGUGAGAGCUUCUGGAUUCUACUUGCUGCAAGAACUGACACUUGCAAAUCAGAUGAUCAUCAAGCACGGUUUUUGAAAGAUUAUGAGGAACUGGCUACUGCUGUAAUGAGCAUAAUCGACUGUGUUCUUUCCUUUUGUCAUUCUAUUCCUUAUUGAUUCUUUUUCCCCUUUUGACAGGAAAAGAUUGAUUCAGCAACUGAUGUUCUUAAGGGGAUCUUGAAACCUGUAGUCCAUGAGGAGGAAGGGAUUCCACGGCCCCCUGAAGUUCCUGAGGCUCUCAACCAAAUGGAGAAACAAAUAUUUCAAAUGGAGCACACAGGGCAACUAGAUGAAGGUUUCCUUGCAGAAGUCAGCACACAAUUACAACAAGUGAAUAGUAUGUUGCUAAAGGUUCUGCCAAUCUAUGCUUCUACAGUUCUCUCGAAACGUAGUUAUGCCAAGAAGGGGAAUGAAGCGUUGAAGGCUGAGAAGUGUCUUGAAACCUUGAUAAAAGUUCCUGAGCAAGAGUGGAACAAGCUUUUGAUUGAUGGAUUAGUUGUUGGUAAAGGAGAAAUUUCUCCAGAAGAUUUUUGUGCUGUAAUCAAGAAAUGGAUCGAGCUGACUUUAAUCCGAACGAUAAGAGGCACACUUUGCCUUGAAUUUCUUUUGGCUAUAAAUUGAACUCUUUUCCAGAACUUUUUCUCUUAUCACCCCCUCAUUUUUUGUUCUCUCUUUUCAGGAUGGAGGUUCUU
This is a messenger RNA of Durio zibethinus, 1055 nucleotides long. The record is from RefSeq and is a predicted model, not a curated record. NCBI's taxonomy places the organism in Eukaryota, Viridiplantae, Streptophyta, Magnoliopsida, Malvales, Malvaceae.